AUGGCUGCUUUCCAGUCGUUUGUAGUGUGUUUUAUAGUUGCUUUUGCUGUUAUUGUGAGCCCUACAUGUGCGGCACUCACCUACAAUUUCUAUGACGAAGUUUGCCCUGAGGCACUCCCCGCCAUCAAAGUAGUUGUCAAGAGUGCUAUUAUUCGUGAGCCACGCAUCGGCGCAUCACUCCUACGCCUGCAUUUCCACGACUGCUUUGUCAAUGGUUGUGAUGGAUCAAUUCUGCUGGAUGACACCGCCAACUUCACCGGAGAGAAGACGGCCUUACCAAAUUUCAACUCACUCAGGGGUUUCGAUGUGGUUGAUGAAAUAAAAACUGCUGUCAACAAAGUUUGCGGUCGCAGUGUGGUCUCUUGUGCAGAUAUCUUGGCUGUUGCUGCUCGUGACUCUGUCGAUAUUUUGGGAGGUCCUUCCUAUUGCUACAAAGUUUUGUUAGGCAGAAAAGAUGCAAAAAAUGCAAGCAAGACUGACGCAAAUAACGAUCUUCCUCCCCCGUUUUUCAACCUCACUCAACUUCUCUCUAACUUCCAAUCUCAUGGACUCAACUUGAAAGACCUUGUUGUCCUCUCCGGCGGCCACACAAUCGGACUCGCCCGGUGCAUCGCCUUCCGGGCAAGGAUCUAUAACGAUACCAAUAUUAACCCCGGCUUUGCAGCCUCCCUGAAGCAAGAGUGCCCUUUGACUGGAGGAGAUAACAACACGCAGCCUUUUGAUGCGACUCCGACGAGAUUUGAUACAGUUUACUUCAAAUCCUUGCUGGAAUCAAAGGGUCUCCUCCAUUCCGACCAGCAGCUUUUCAAGGGUGAUGGGAGUGCAAGUGAUAUGCUGGUGCGCCAAUACAGUAACGACGGCGUUGCUUUCGCCAAAGACUUUGGUGUUUCCAUGAUCAAGAUGGGUAACAUCAAGCCUCUCACUGGUACUGAAGGAGAGGUUAGGUUGAAUUGCAGGAGAAUCAACUAG
Corylus avellana is the source of this 969-nucleotide messenger RNA. Its product is annotated as peroxidase RIP1-like. Gene Ontology annotation, biological process: response to oxidative stress; hydrogen peroxide catabolic process. The record is from RefSeq and is a predicted model, not a curated record. Lineage: Eukaryota; Viridiplantae; Streptophyta; Magnoliopsida; Fagales; Betulaceae. Gene Ontology annotation, molecular function: heme binding; peroxidase activity.